GUCGUUCAUCUCAUCGUCUCGUGUAUGGCAAUUGGCCUACUGUCACAUGUAAAUGACAACCGGUUGUCAGUAGUUUCUGUCACGAUGCUGCGAGUGGCGAAUUCGAUCAUCCAAAAUGCCAUUCGAAACCCCAUACAAUGUGAACGUGGCUUACAAACAACGGCCGUCAACUUGAAAGUUCAAUCUGGCCGGUACAAAGUAACCCAAAAACGAGAUUUCCCACUGACUUACGAAAUGGCAAAUCCUCCACACUACAUAGCUCAUAGGAAGUCUUGGAACUCAUGGAAUACAUCUAAUUUGGCCGACGGACUCAGAUCGGCAGAAACUACGAUCGAAGAUAUUUUCAUCCGUCGUUUCAUGACCGGUACCUGGCACUCGCUCGUAUGCUCGGAAGUUAUUAUCAAACGACAACAUAAUCACAUUCGGGUGGCAGCGAUCAUUCGACAAGGAGUUCCUGCUAGGAAAAUGUAUUUUCUGAUAGGGUAUUGUGAAGAAUUGCUUUCAUCUUGGCUUCAGUGUCCGGUUACAUUGGAGUUGCAAACAGUAGCAGAUAAAAAAGAUGUUAUCUUUAAGUAUAUUUGAAGAAAUAGAUUAAUUGUAGAAAAGGAAAAG
Messenger RNA from Hermetia illucens (black soldier fly), 612 nucleotides. RefSeq names its product 28S ribosomal protein S24, mitochondrial (gene mRpS24). Lineage: Eukaryota; Metazoa; Arthropoda; Insecta; Diptera; Stratiomyidae. Gene Ontology annotation, biological process: translation. The record is from RefSeq and is a predicted model, not a curated record. Gene Ontology annotation, cellular component: mitochondrion. Bases 25 to 582 code for a protein of 185 amino acids. The transcript is spliced from 5 exons.